CUUUCUCUUUACCACGUUCCUGCCUUUUUUCUCAUUCUCAGUUCAUUGCUUCCAUCAUCGCUUUCACACACACUUUUUUUAUUUUUUUAUUUCUUUUAAAUUAUUUUCUUUUUCUUCUGCAGUCUCAUUGCAGCUGCAACCUCAGUCUUCUUAUUGCUCUGGACAUGAUAGGUAUCCAACACAGGGAAAACUCUGACAAUAAUACUUCUCUUACCGCUCCAAAGAUUAUAAUGGCGCCUCUUUCCACCGAAAGUAUCUUGGAUCCUCUGAAUGCCACAGUAGAUAUUAUUUCAACCGAUUAUCAGCCGCAGAAAGUCAAGCAUGUCCGAGACCAGGAAGAAACCGAAGAAACGCAACAUAAGAAUAUAAUCAAGUCCCUUCAACAUAAUAACUUCAGUCCUAACAGUCUGGACCAUGAUUCUCAGCGCGGCAGCAGCGACAGCACCUCUCGGCUCGAAGAAACAAGCGUAAAUGGUGCCUCACUAGACACCAAUUCCUUCCCGAAUCCACAAAACCAAAGAGGUGAAUUCGAAUCGAUGGAGGAUACCAUUCGGGACAAGCAGCAAAUGGAUAAGCAACAGGGGGCUGAGCAUGAGCAACCCUUGGAGGGCCAGCACGAAGUCACCAACGCAGUUGGUAUAACGGAAACAGUGAUGGGAGAAGUUGUGACCCACUCAAUAGCAUUAACCACAAAUACAUUGUCCAUGCAGUCAUCGCAGCAACAGGAACAGCAACAGCAACAGCAAGGAAUUAUCAGUAGCAGACCUAAAUUGAAACGACCGCCACUACGACCCAUUGACCUCGGCAGCGUGCCCAAAAAGUCUAUUCUCAAGAAGGAGACUGCCUACCCUUUUAUCGAACAACCUGCUAAAAAUCCUGUCUUCAAGUCACAAUGGCUACAGAGCACUGUAAACAAACUGGCCGUCAUGGGUGGGCCUUCGACACCCACCGCCUAUACAGCUCAAUCAACUUCCAUGUUCAGGAAACUGGUUUUACAAGCAGCAGCAGCCACCUCACCCUCUCCAACAUCACCUUCUGGAUCCCAUCGACCUGCAGGACCACCUAUUUUUACCAACAAUGAAAGGUCACGUUACUCUUUAGCUGACACUGAGGGAAGCUCCAGUUCAUUGUUGUCUGAUAAGGCGUUAAAGCAUGUAAGGUUUUCUGUAGGGCAAUUGACGACAGAACAUAUCUUCCAUCAUGACGAUGCCUAUGAGUCCGCGGAGGAAACCGAGCCCUCAAAGACACAGGUUCAGAUUAUUACGACACCUGCUCCGCCUAAAAAAUUACUCACAACGACAGACGGCGUUGUAGUAGAUGACAACAUUUAUACAGCCAAGGAGAUUAUGAACUAUUAUCUAGUUGCGUGCAACACUCGCGAGGAGUCUCCAAUUGAUCGUCUUAUCAAUGAUAUGCAUGCUGCCGCAAGCAGACCAUCGAAUCCACUGUUAACUACUAUAGAUCUGACAGGUGAACCCUUACCACGAAAGACAUUAGAUCCAAUUGCAGAUGUUCUCACGCUGGAAUUCGGAUUGAAGCAACUCUAUCUGGAUAACUGUAAUCUGGAGGACGAUACACUGAAAAUGCUACUCUACAGCUUGCUGCUCACAGACACGUUGACUGUGCUCAGUGUCCAGGAUAACAAGAAGAUAAAGUCAAACGGGUUCAAAUACAUUUCGGUUUUCGUUAAAAAGACUAAAGCGCUCAAGGUUUUAAAUGUAUCUGGAAUUGCAAUGGAUAAACGGUCAAUCGAGUUCUUGGCGCAUGCUCUCAAAGUCGGUCGCCUUGGCUUCGGAUCAAGAUUAGAGGAGUUACGUAUGGACCGCUGUGGAUUGCGAGGAAAUCUGCUUGAGAUCAUGGCACCUGCAAUAAGGGAAUCAAACUUGAGGAACGUAUCUAUGCGAUCUAACAGAAUCGGUUCUUCAGGAGGGGUCUGGAUUGGUGUUCUGAUACGUGACUAUGAUGAUCAAUUAAAUGCGGCCAUUCCUAUUAACAAUGAAGAGCAAGGGUUUAAGAGAGUGUUCCCAGGAAUUUCUAAUCCAGAGCUUCUGAAGCGUACCCGUGGUGUUGAAGUAUUGGACAUCUCCGAUAACGACCUUCGACAAGGUGCAGAUUAUGUGGCUCAGACUCUACGUCGCAACAUGUCUCUUAAAUCACUAGUUAUGACACACAAUAAUCUUGAUCCUGCUCGCCUUGCUGUCCUUGCAGACGCACUUAAACUCAACAUCGGCUUGGAGUCGCUUGAUCUUAGUCAUAAUCGUGUAUGCGGACCUACUGUUACUGGCAUCAAUGCGUUGACCCAAAAGUUGUCAUACAAUAAGACACUCAAGAAGUUGACACUGUCUAAUACAGGACUUCAAUCAGAAGGAGCUAUUGCUCUCGCCGAGUUCCUGCCCGAGACGCGCACCCUGACUCAGCUGGAUCUGACAGGAAACGAUCUCGUGGAUAUUGCUGGUGUGAUGGCAUUGUCUGUGAGCAUCCGCAUGAACAACAGCUUGACCUGUUUAGACUUGAAUGUACCGCCCAAUGACGCAGAAUUUGCACGUCUAUCGCGCGAUAUCCUUCGUGCAUGCAUUCGAAAUAUGGAGGAGAAGACGGGAUCAAAUGCAGGCAUGCCUUCUCCAGAUGUCAUGCCGAGCAAUACGAUCUUUAGUCAACCUUCGUCUCCAUUUAUAUCCGGACUAUCUACAGCAGCAGAUGAGGACAGGCGAUGGCAAUUACUCGAGAGCGUCGCUGGCGAGCUCUACCGAACGAGAGAGGCGCUUGGUGCUAUGGAGAAGGCCCUCAAUCAUGAGAAGGCGAUGCGUCGUAAUUGGCUUGAGCACUUUUAUCGUAAAAAUGCUGUACCGCUGCCCAAUACAUUGACGGGAGAAAAUGGUCACGUAGGAGACCCACAUACAUCCACGCCUCCACUGGAGCCUAUUCCUGCCACUCCAGAGGAGAAGAAAAUGCUUGAAGUCGCAAAAGGUGUUCUUUAUCGUGCACCUCCACAGAUUGAGAUGCUGUACCAUCAAUGCAAACGCCAUCAAGCGAAUAUUUUGAAUCUCAAUAGCAGGAUUGAUAAUGACAAGGCAUUGCAUGAGCUGGAAACAAUGUAUAACCUUUUGAAUGUCUUUUUGGAGGCAUAUCUUGUUCUUUUUGCUCUACCAGAGAUACCCAAUCAUGUUGUUAUCAGACCACGAACAAACUCUCUUCAGCCUGCCGAUUCUGCAGAGGGUCCAGCGUCGUCAACCAACUUAGCUGAGAGCUCAAAAAAGGCCUUAGUAGAUAGUGAGAUAGCACAUGAAAAAAAAACAGCCCAGGAUCAGGUCGUACCUCAGACUCUCUCAGAGGAACCAGAGUCCGAUAUUGAUUCAUCAUUUUUGCUUGAAGAUGAAGAUGACAUGGACGACGAGGUCUAUACCAACGAUGCUCUGAUUGAUGUCCGCCGGACCAAGUUACUAUCUGACCAUCGUUCAGGACAAUCAUCUCCCCCGAAGCUGACAUCUAUCGAUGGUCAAUUUGAUCCAGAGCGUGGUACGGAAGAUGGAGAUGGGGAUGAUGAAAUAGUCACCAAGAAUUAUUCUAGCAGAGGAUUCAAGCCAACGCCAGUCAAUACAGAGAGUGUAGUUCGUAUAGAGGCUGAAAAAUCUCCGUCUACGCUUGCCAGUCCUCUUGAGAAGCUACGCAAAGCAGUUGAGGAAGAGGAAGGAGAGGUGCUGCGACGUGGAAAGGAUUUGCUUGAAAAUGGAUUAGAGAAUGGCCUUGAGGACGAAACCAUGUCAGGCGAGGAAUUGAAAAUUCAGCUCCUUACCAGUGAAAAUCAUUCACCAUAGAAAAACAAAAUCUGUCUAAAAUUCUUGUACUAAUGCGCAAAUAUCAAAGAGUACUUUUAUUUCUUGAAGGAUUGUAUGGCCAAAGAAAAUAUUCUGUCUAUCUUAAUGUGAUUCUCACCACAAAUACAUAUUUUUUUUAUACAUUUAAAAGAGUGAUGAGACUACUUAACUUAUUAAAGCAGAGAACUUGCAUGGCCC
Molecule: messenger RNA, 4013 nt
Organism: Lobosporangium transversale
Lineage: Eukaryota; Fungi; Mortierellomycota; Mortierellomycetes; Mortierellales; Mortierellaceae
Exons: 10
Coding region: 165-3815 (1216 amino acids)
Molecular function (GO): protein binding
Source: RefSeq, a predicted model, not a curated record